Molecule: messenger RNA, 1251 nt
Organism: Venustampulla echinocandica
Lineage: Eukaryota; Fungi; Ascomycota; Leotiomycetes; Helotiales; Pleuroascaceae
Exons: 3
Coding region: 1-1251 (416 amino acids)
Source: RefSeq, a predicted model, not a curated record
AUGUAUCCUCUGUCGGUUGAUCAGAGGACGGCUCAAGGGGAGCAGUUUCGACAAGCCAAGCAGCAACUAGAAUCCAAACUGAAAACGAUAGCCAGUUUUUACUCUUCUCCUCAUGCUGAAGCACACACGGGCCCUCCCAAUUGUGAAAGAUGCAAUACCAAGAGGAGACGAAUUACGGAAGCCUAUUAUGAUUUCUAUCUUACCAACACGCCUUGGGAUGCAGCUGAUCCUAGCUUGAGAGCGGAUCUUGACAAAACGUUCAAUAACCCUCAAGGCGACCGACUAGAUCAUAUGCACAAGAUAGUCCAAAGCGUUGUACGAGAGCACAUCAGGCAUGACCUCUGCUCUCCCGACCCCGCCGACGAUGUGGAUACCUUCAAUUACAAGCAGGUGGGAGCAGAAAUGUUUAGGCAGGACCGAGACACGAAAGAAAUCUUAAAUUGCUACACCGAAGCUCAACUCAAGACCAUACGCGAUCCAAACAUCGUCGAGUUUAUCAGGGCAUCAGAAGCCGCCAAUACCCCGGAUCAGCGCGCUCAAACAUAUAUCAACUAUUACUGCAGGCUCACUACUACCGAUACUCCCCAGCAGAAGAACUUCAAAUCCAAAUAUGCGCGGAUGUUUGAGCAACUCAUGCCCCGUGAUGUUGUCGUCACGGCCAUGCGCAAAGAAGCCGAAGAAUUGCAGGCCAGUAAACUCUCGGAUCUAGAGCAUCGUUUGGGCGAGCUGCAAAUGGCACAAUCAGCCCAUUUGAAAGCCAAGGCCCGUAAGGCGGAGAAAGACAAGAUGAUACAUGCUCGCGAGGCUUCUCCAAGAUAUGUCAGCUGCAGUGUAGAGGAGUGUCCUCUGGAUAUCAAUGUUACGUCGGAGGAAGUUAUCGAGUGUGGUAUUUGCGAAUGGCUGAGCCGGAAAGGCGGUAAGGGUAGUCAUUUCUAUUAUUGUUCUGUUGAACAUGCGGAGGAAGAUUUUGACAACCAUGAGCGCCGUGAGCAUCAAUGUUCUAUGGGCUCUCGAUGUCUCUACUCUUCCGGGAUGAGCCCUGCUGGCGACAGUAGCUCUGAUGAUACGGAGCUAUGCGGUAUAUGUAUAGACUGUGAGGACCAUGAGGUCGUGAGCUAUUUCUGCUCUGAUCAAUGCUACCAAAAGAAUCUAGAAGCCCACCGGGAUGAAGUUCAUUAUGGACGAGACAUCCCGAAUACCGCCCGGCAUUUGGAUGAGUGCGCCGUGGCGGAGGAGUUGGAGGCGAUAUGA